AUGCUUUCUGUUCGUAGUCUGCUUAUUGAUUCUCAACCUCAAUCGCAAGCUCAGAUCCAUCAGCCUCAACAGAAGCAAGCGAGACCCUCGAUAUUGGACAUUGCAUCUUUAUUAAAUGAUCAAGAUGAUUCGUACCUUCAUAUGAUGCUAUCAGGACAACAACAACAACAACAACAACAACAACAACACCACCACCACCACCACUACUCUUAUUAUACCCGCCAUCAUCACAACCAUCAUCAAGCUAACUACAGUCGAAGAUCGCCACCUAUAUCAUCGCAUCCGUAUUAUUUAAUUGACAAGCAUCAGCGUAGAUCUUCACGACAACAUCAAACUGAGUCAAAAAAGAUUGAGCAAGAACUGUUAGAUGAGCGUAGGCAAUCUUCCUCCUCCAAUUCAUCUUAUGUGUUCUCCUUCACAACAUCAAACUCAAACUCACAAAACGCUGGCGUUGAAGAUCAAGAUGUAGAGUAUGACUUGCCAUUAAAAGCUAAAAGAAAAAGAGCGUCCUCAAAGCAAUUACAUGUACUGAACAAAGUGUUCGAAAGAACAUUCUUUCCAUCAACUCAAUUAAGAGCUGAAUUGGGUCGUCAGCUAGGUAUGAGCCCAAGAACAGUUCAAAUAUGGUUUCAGAAUAAGCGUCAGGCAAUCCGCACACGAGAGCGUUCUAGUUCCAGUAGAGAAAACUCAAUGUCACCCGAAUAA
Messenger RNA from Mucor velutinosus, 705 nucleotides. RefSeq lists its product as uncharacterized. Gene Ontology annotation, molecular function: RNA polymerase II cis-regulatory region sequence-specific DNA binding; DNA-binding transcription factor activity, RNA polymerase II-specific. NCBI's taxonomy places the organism in Eukaryota, Fungi, Mucoromycota, Mucoromycetes, Mucorales, Mucoraceae. The coding region runs from base 1 to 705 and encodes 234 amino acids. The record is from RefSeq and is a predicted model, not a curated record. The transcript has a single exon. Gene Ontology annotation, biological process: regulation of transcription by RNA polymerase II.